CGGCAGCCGCUCCGCUUCCUGCGGGCCGGGGCGCUCCCGGCCCUCCGCCUCGGAGCCGGCGCCCGGCGGAGAGUGCUCGGCUGGUGCCGCCUGCACCCCGAGCCCAGCCCCUGCGGGCGGAGGCCGUCUAACGCUUCCAGAAGGAUGCUGGAGAGCGGCUGUAAGGCGGUGAAGGAGGGCAUGCUGGAGAAGAGGAGCGACGGGCUGCUGCAGCUCUGGAAGAAGAAGCGCUGUAUCCUUACCGAGGAGGGGCUGCUCCUCAUCCCCCCCAAGCACCCCCCGCCGCAGCAGCAGCAGCAGCAGCAGCCGGCGCCGCCGGCCGAGCCGGCGGCCAAGAUCAAGGAGCUUCACUUCUCCAACAUGAAGACGGUGGACUGCGUGGAGCGGAAGGGCAAGUACGUGUACUUCACGGUGGUGAUGGCCGAGGGGAAGGAGAUCGACUUUCGGUGCGCCCAGGAGCAUGGCUGGAACGCGGCGAUCACGCUGCAGAUGGUGCAGUACAAGAACCGCCAGGCCAUACUGGCCGUGCGCUCCACCCGGCAGAAGCAGCAGCUCCUGGCUGCGCCCCACGGGUCGCGGCUCCGCGGCGCCUCCAACUCCGCCUAGCGCAGGUACGGACCCGGCUCCGCGCCCGCCGCUCCGGCACCGCGGGGCUGCCCGCCCCGGCCGCCGCCUCCUCGCCUGACGGGUGCCCCGUGUGCUCUCUGUCUCA
Molecule: messenger RNA, 712 nt
Organism: Camarhynchus parvulus
Lineage: Eukaryota; Metazoa; Chordata; Aves; Passeriformes; Thraupidae
Gene: PHLDA1
Product: pleckstrin homology like domain family A member 1
Exons: 1
Coding region: 145-606 (153 amino acids)
Biological process (GO): positive regulation of apoptotic process
Cellular component (GO): nucleus
Molecular function (GO): phosphatidylinositol phosphate binding
Source: RefSeq, a predicted model, not a curated record